Messenger RNA from Eucalyptus grandis, 1164 nucleotides. RefSeq names its product zinc finger SWIM domain-containing protein 7. Gene Ontology annotation, cellular component: Shu complex. Bases 156 to 554 code for a protein of 132 amino acids. Lineage: Eukaryota; Viridiplantae; Streptophyta; Magnoliopsida; Myrtales; Myrtaceae. The record is from RefSeq and is a predicted model, not a curated record. Gene Ontology annotation, biological process: double-strand break repair via homologous recombination. The transcript has 5 exons.
AAAAAAAAAGGUCUAAAUUGACAAUCAGCCAGCGGCACCUGCCAGUCACGUGAUCGAAUUCCAGUUGAAUUGGGCACAAACAGCAGCCAUUUCCAUGUUCUGCGCAAACCAGACGGAGAAAGCUCUGAUCUUGCGCGUCCGCUUUCGAGAGAGAGAUGAGCGCGAGCAUGGCGGUCGCAGAUUCAGUGUGGAAGACGAUGGAGUCGACGAGAUCAGUCACGAACGAGCAGCUGUCCAUCUUGCAUUUCUUGUUCGGCAAGAACCUGGAGCGAGCGACGCGGAUAUUGGACCAACGGGGCGUGAAGCGGAUCUCCGGCGAACCCAGUGGACGCUUCAUCUUCCAGGUCGUUGGAGAAUCUCGGAGAAAGGAGGAGUACUUGUGUUUCCCAGAACAUUAUUGCGGCUGUUACUCGUUCUUUUAUGACAUUGUCAAUAGAGGCGAACAGCUUUGCUGUAAACAUCAAUUAGCUGCUAGGCUUGCUGAAUCGCUCGGAGCUUGCACCGAAGUUAGAGUCUCUGAUGAGCAGCUAGCCGUCUUGUUAUCCAAUCUAUGAGCAUGCUGUUGAAGAGGUAAAUGCAUCCAAGUAUAUCAGCCAGGUAUUGUCCUUGGUGUUCCAAAAGACGCGGGGUCAAUAAUGAUCCCAAUUGCAGGAGUGUGAGAUUUGGUGAUUGCAACUUGCAAUUAGCAACAAUGCCCUACUCACUUUUAUGGUCUAUGCAUCUUGUUUAGUUGCGAUCUUCAAGCUUGGAUUUGAUUGAGCUGAUACGGGUUUCUCAUUUUAACUAGAGAAGAAGAGGUUCUUCUGGCAUAUGUGCAGUAACAGAGCCAUAUAACACACUCUCCUUAUCUGCAGAAUCGCUUCGUGUCAGGCUUACGGGGAGCAGCCGCAAAAGGCAUUUUGCAUGCCAGCGUAUUCUCAGACUUUGAGCAUGGACUACUUGGAGAAGUGCAAGCUUAUUUUAGCCCUUCAGCAACUCCUUUGCUCUAUGAAUUGUUGACCGCAGGGGCCUGGACCUCUCAAUAGAUAUAAAGGAAGUGAGCCUCUUGUCCAACAAUAAGUUGUAAAGAUGGUUUAAGUUUGACAAUUACAUAAUUGACAUAUAAUUUUUAUACCAACUUAAUAUUCUGUCAUAAUAAGUAUUCAAAUGUCCGUAAACUUCUCA